This is a messenger RNA of Spodoptera litura, 785 nucleotides long. RefSeq lists its product as uncharacterized. NCBI's taxonomy places the organism in Eukaryota, Metazoa, Arthropoda, Insecta, Lepidoptera, Noctuidae. The record is from RefSeq and is a predicted model, not a curated record.
CAUACUCAUAGUCUUUGGCAAUAUUUUAAGAAAAAUGAAGGCUGUUAUAAUAUUAACGACUGUGAUCUUACACAAUCAGCUGGCAACAUCACAAAUACUACGUCCUCAGUUCACAAGGCCAAUAGCAGAACAAAUAAUAGAAAAUGGAAAAUUCAUCAACCUACCGCCCAGUGUGAUAACGGAGCCGGCUAGCACGAACAUAAUUCCUAUCCCUAACAUCAUUCCGUCUCCUAGAACUACCUUAAUCACUGACUGUUCGCCUUCAAUCUGCGAGAAUCUAGCCAACACCAUACAACUAAUGAUAGUUUGCAAUCUACUGCAAAACAGAUACAGUUCCGAUUUUGCUAACAAAUUAACUAUGCCUGUUUUGAACGAUGUUUUAACUUCACCUGCUCCGAAUAAUGUCAUUAUGUCUAACGUGAUUAUGCCUAAAAUUGUGAAUCCUAGUCCUCCAUCUAAUAUUGUCAGUAAUUAUAUUCCACCUAGCUUUUAUCCCAAUGUUAUUCCCCCUAUGCCUAGCAUGAAUCCGCAUAACAUAGUUUUACCUAGCGUUAAUCCGCAAAAUAUGAUUUUGCCCAGCGUAAUUCCGCCAAAUGUGAUUACGCCAAGCAUGAUUACGCCAAGCGUCAUCCCACCUGGCGUUAUACCUACGGCAGUUGCUCCAUCAUGUCCCAAUGCACCUCAAGUUAGUCCAGCUAACGUAAAUGCUUUACUCAAUUCGUUAAUGAGUAUGCUAGGUAAUAUUAGAGGAUAAUUUAAGAACUAAUUUAUAUUUUAGUAUACAA